AUGAAAGCAAAAUUCGAAGCGGUGGAAGGUGGUAGCGAGCUUGGUGCCCUUUGCCUCUUGGUAGUGUUUGGUUCAUCUGUCAAGUCAAAAGAUGGAGACUAUACUUUGAAACCAGAUUGCGUCAAGAAUCUUGAAGAGGGAAUGGCAGUAUCCAAAGUGCUGCGGAUACCAACCAAUGACAUAUUUGGAUUGACAGAAGCAUUCUGGGAGUUGACAGGAGUUCAAGAUGAAAUGUCAGAAGUUCUUGCUUCUCACAGCUUUUUGGGUGCCCAUCGAGAAGCUGAUAGCGAGACCACCACGAAUAACUUUACAGGGCAAGUCUUGCGACUCCGCCCAAAAUUAAAGACAAAAAAAGCAGCAGAAACGCAAGGCAUUGUAAGGAAAACAGAUGAAGUGACUGGCUAUUUGGACAAGUUGCUUGCAGGUCUAGAUGACAUCGUUAGAGGACAACCAUCAGAUGGAGAGAAAGAGAAGCAAAAGAAACGAAAGGCAACUGAAGAAAAGACAACCAAAAUACAAAAGCCUCGCAUCUGA
Messenger RNA from Cylindrotheca closterium, 534 nucleotides. Lineage: Eukaryota; Bacillariophyta; Bacillariophyceae; Bacillariales; Bacillariaceae. The record is from the annotation of a GenBank genome assembly.